Cinclus cinclus is the source of this 819-nucleotide messenger RNA. RefSeq names its product lysosomal associated membrane protein family member 5 (gene LAMP5). Gene Ontology annotation, cellular component: membrane. The record is from RefSeq and is a predicted model, not a curated record. Lineage: Eukaryota; Metazoa; Chordata; Aves; Passeriformes; Cinclidae. The coding region runs from base 1 to 819 and encodes 272 amino acids. The transcript is spliced from 6 exons.
AUGGCCGGGGGGCUUCUCCCGGGGCUGCUUUUCAUCUUGCACGCCGCGGCUCGCCUGGCUGCCGAACAAGAAGUUGAAAACCUCUCCGGGCUCUCCCCUAACCCCGAGAAGGACAUCUUCGUGGUGCGGGAAAAUCGGACGACGUGUCUCAUGGCCGAAUUCGCCGCCAAGUUCAUCGUCCCCUACGAUGUGUGGGCCAGCAAUUAUGUGGAUCUGAUCACGGAGCAAGCCGAUAUCCCGCUGCCGCGGGGCGCCGAGAUGAAGGGCAAGUGCGGCACGAACGAGUCGGAGCUGGAGCUCUCCUGGCUGGACCAAGCAUACACCCUCAAACUCUCCUUCCUGAAGGAAGGGCACAAUACGUCCAGGGGGACGGAGGCGUCCUGGAGGCUCAGCCGGAUCCAGUUCACCUACGACAGCUCCGAGCGCACCUACUUCAAGGAUGCUGUCAGCCCCGGGAAGUACACGGCCAGCUCGCAUCGGCUCUCGGCCCUGGUGACGCCCGCUGGACGCUCCUACGAGUGCCAGGCACAGCAGACCAUCUCCCUCAUCUCCAGCGACCAUCAGAAGUCUGUGCAGCUCCUGCUGUCCGAAGUGCGGCUCCAGCCCUUCGACAUCCCCGCGGAUUUCGUCUUCAGUGAAGAACACAAGUGCCCGGUGGACCAGAGGGAGCAGCUGGAAGAAACCUUGCCCCUGAUCCUGGGGUUGAUCCUGGGGCUGGUUAUCGUGAUCACCCUCGGCAUUUACCACAUCCACCACAAGCUGACAGCCAGCCAGGUGCAGAUCCCUCGGGACAGAUCUCAGUACAAGCACAUGGGAUAG